GGAGAGGAAAAUGACAGCACUGGGCUUGCGACUACCCACCGGCAAGCUAUUGGAGCUGCCGGCGGCGCUGGGGCGCGUGAACCGAGCUUGCAGCACGUUCCAAACCUUCGCGGAAGUUCUCAGGCUGCCCACGAGACAAAUGACGAAGCUCGCGUUCCCACUACAGGAACUCCAGCGGCAGCUCACACCAGACUCGAGGUUGGACCUUCACGUGAAGACCUUCGACCCGAGUCUGGAGGACAUCUCCAAGGCGGAGAGCGUCUUCACGGCCACGGGCCGCAACUGCAUCGAGUACCUUAGCUCCGCGGUGCGUCUCGACCACGCCCCGGACCUCCCCCACCCUGAGGUGUGUUUUAUAGGCAGAAGCAAUGUUGGAAAAUCCUCUCUAAUAAAAGCCUUAUUUUCACUGGCCCCAGAGGUUGAAGUCAGAGUCUCCAAGAAACCGGGGCACACAAAGAAAAUGAAUUUUUUCAAAGUUGGAAAAUAUUUUACAUUGGUGGACAUGCCAGGUUAUGGCUAUAGGGCUCCCGAAGAUUUUGUUGACAUGGUAGAGACCUAUCUAAAAGAACGAAGGAAUUUGAUGAGAACAUUUUUGUUAGUGGAUAGUGUUGUCGGAAUUCAAAAAACCGACAGUAUUGCCAUAGGAAUGUGUGAAGAAUUUGCAUUACCUUAUGUGAUGGUAUUAACAAAAAUUGACAAAUCUUCCAGGGGACAUCUUUUAAAACAAGUGCUUCAGAUCCAGAAAUUUGUUGACACUGAAACACAAGGAUGUUUUCCUCAGUUGUUUCCUGUAAGUUCUGUGACCUAUUCUGGAAUCCAUCUGUUGAGAUGCUUUAUAGCGAAUAUAACAGGAAAUCUUAAGACUAAUGGCCUCUAGUUUAGCUGAAGAUUCAAAAUUCUUUUUGCCAACUGGAGUUGAACAUAUAGAAUUUCAACAUUGUUUUAAA
This is a messenger RNA of Odobenus rosmarus divergens (Pacific walrus), 947 nucleotides long. It is a transcript of the gene GTPBP8, whose product is annotated as GTP-binding protein 8 (putative). Gene Ontology annotation, cellular component: mitochondrion. Bases 11 to 877 code for a protein of 288 amino acids. NCBI's taxonomy places the organism in Eukaryota, Metazoa, Chordata, Mammalia, Carnivora, Odobenidae. The record is from RefSeq and is a predicted model, not a curated record. The transcript is spliced from 6 exons. Gene Ontology annotation, molecular function: GTP binding; GTPase activity.